UGUCACGUGCUGGGGCGUGGCCGCGGGACUGUCACGUGCCGGGGCGGGGCCGCGGUCACGUGUCGGGGCCAUGGCGGUGUUGGGGUACUGGGACAUCCGCGGGCUGGCCCACGCCAUCCGCCUGCUCCUGGAGUACACGGAGACCCCCUACGAGGACAAACUCUACAGCUGCGGGGAAGCCCCCGACUACGACAAGAGCCAGUGGAUCAACGAGAAGGAGAAGCUGGGGCUGGACUUUCCCAAUCUGCCCUAUUUCAUCGAUGGCCCCGUGCGGCUGACGCAGAGCAACGCGAUCCUGCGGCACAUCGCCCGCCGGCACCGCCUCUGUCAGUGCCGGGGGGAAUGGGGUUGGAUUGGAGCUGGGGUUGGAUUGGGAUUGGGGUUGGGGUUGGAUUGGGGUUGGAAUUGGAUUGGGCUUCACUUCGGGUUGGAAUUGGGGUUGUGGUUGGAGUAGGGUUAGGGUGAGGUG
Molecule: messenger RNA, 469 nt
Organism: Corapipo altera (White-ruffed manakin)
Lineage: Eukaryota; Metazoa; Chordata; Aves; Passeriformes; Pipridae
Product: glutathione S-transferase Mu 1-like
Exons: 4
Coding region: 71-454 (127 amino acids)
Biological process (GO): glutathione metabolic process
Molecular function (GO): glutathione transferase activity
Source: RefSeq, a predicted model, not a curated record